AUGGAGAGGGUCUUAUUCGGAAAUCCCAUGAGGUAUAUCGGCUCUACAAAAGAUAUCGAUCGUCAGGUGCUGAUCACUCUCUUGGAGAAGGACCUGGAUGAACUUGGAAUGCAGAUCAGAUCGUCGCCCUUAAGUAGUAAGUCUAGCACGCGCAAACCACUUGACUGCACUGGUUUAAUCGCCUUUCUACAAUCUCCCGUGAGUGUAUUAUACCUCCUCACGACCUGUGCAUUCCUGCUCCUCAAGGCCCUCAAAUCUCGCUACUCACAAUACCUGGACUUCGAAGGGGGCAAGAAAUCCUUCAACGCAAGUGUGCUUGCUCUGCCACGUUGGUCCGUGACAAACAACGACCUGUCUGGCCGGAUAGCGGAGAUCUUGCUCUUACUCUGGCGAGGACUUGAUGCAUCGAGUGCGAAGACCGAGGACGAACCCAGAUUGAGGCUUCACAGCCGAUAG
This is a messenger RNA of Exophiala aquamarina CBS 119918, 456 nucleotides long. RefSeq lists its product as uncharacterized. The record is from RefSeq and is a predicted model, not a curated record. Bases 1 to 456 code for a protein of 151 amino acids. NCBI's taxonomy places the organism in Eukaryota, Fungi, Ascomycota, Eurotiomycetes, Chaetothyriales, Herpotrichiellaceae. The transcript has 2 exons.